This is a messenger RNA of Podarcis lilfordi (Lilford's wall lizard), 7454 nucleotides long. The record is from the annotation of a GenBank genome assembly. NCBI's taxonomy places the organism in Eukaryota, Metazoa, Chordata, Lepidosauria, Squamata, Lacertidae.
GUCGGUCGCAGGAAAAGAAACAGUAUUGUGCCCUCUUUAAGAUUAAGCGGAGCUUCCUUCUAAUAAAUCCUGCACAAAAUAGUAAGAUAGAGGGUGUGACGUAGCAGAUGGCACCUUCUACUUGGAAUGUGGGCGCGGCUUAUUUGAGGGGGCGUGGCUUUCGCGCGUCCUGGCAGGGCCACGUCUACCCGUUUAGAAAGCCACGUUGAGCGUUGCCAGGACUCGGCAGAUCAGUAUCCUCUCCCAGCCGUUCCUUACCGCAAGCCGCGGGAGGGUAAAAACAAUAUUGACAACGCGCCUUAUUCAAAUUCAGGUUUCUCCACAUUUAUUCGUUUUGCGUUUCGUUUAAGCCGCACGUUGAUAUUUUCCUUCCCCUUUCUCCUGAGACGUGUUUGUCGUGUUUCCCUUCCAGGACCCGGCUAGUUACCGCCUCAGCUUUCGUUAUCGUACGGACGGUGGCCCCGACGAGCCGAUCGAUUCCGUAACGGCGCAUGCGCGGGGGUAAGCUGCCGUUGGGAGACGAGGGGAGUUCGUGGCCUGAGGAGACGGGACGGGCGAGCCGCCUCCGCCGCUGAGAGUCGACAUGGAGACGCUCUACCGGGUUCCGUUCGCGGUGCUGGAGUGCCCCAACAUCAAGCUGAAGAAGCCGAGCUGGGUGCACAUGCCCUCGGCCAUGACGGUCUACGCGCUGGUGGUGGUCUCGUACUUCCUCAUCACGGGAGGUAAUUCCCUUGGGAACGACGGGAGGCUCUGCGGGGUGGGCCUUCAGGCGCGCACAAAAAUACACGCUAAUGCACACGAGCACAAAAAUACACGCAGAUGCACGCGCGCACAAAAAUACACGCGCACAAAAUUACACGCUAAUGCACAGGCGCAGCUCAUUCCUGCCUCCUCGGUUGCCCCAUAUUCAUAUAUAGAAUUUUCAGCUUUAUGCCUCUCAAUUCAUUUACAGUCAUUUUAACAUUUCAAAACUCGACUUCCUUCUCCGCCCUCUUUUUGCGGUUCUUUAAAUUGAUUUUUUAAUAUUUUCUGCAUAUCAGAAUUUAACUUAAUUUGUUCGCACAUUCAUCUGCUUUAAAGAUACACUCUUAUGAAAACUGCAGGUUCUUAUUACAAUAAUCCUGCCAGUCUUCUUACCUGUUUGCAAUCUGUUUGUAAAUAUUCGAUAAACCAUUUCCGUUCUUCCUCCGUUGCCCCUUAUUCUAGUUUUAAUCUUCUAUUUAGGAGUGAGAAAAGCCAAAAAUUGGUGGGGGAAAGGCAUGAAAAGCGAAUGGGUCUCUCGCCAGGCUUCCCAUUCCCCUGCCAGGGUGGUCCUAAGUUGUGCCUUGCUACAGAAGGGGUGUUUCUGUAUUAAUUAUUUUAGGAGAACCCCAGAGACACUAGCAAAUGAAAGUGACCCGGGGACUCUACUGUUCCAUUUCAUUCAUUUCUUUUGUUAUUUGUUCAUGCCCUGAAGCCUUUCCCCUCUUCAUUGAAUCCCCACAACAACGCCAUAAGGUAGCUAAGGCUGAGAGGCACAGUGACUGGCCCACUGGAUCACCUGAUGAGCUUCAGGGCUGAGCAGGGAUUCGGACCCUCCCAAGUCCUAGUUUGACACUGUCCACUACAGCACCAUUGGCUGGCAUAUUUUAAAGUUUCUAAAGACACACCCCAGCCGAGCAUUGCAGGGGGUUGAACCUGAUGAUCUUCGGACUCCCAACAUUACAAUCCUAUGAAAGCACUAGGCUGGUGUGAGUGGUGGUGGUCUGGGCAGUGCAGUCUGGAGAGGGGGAUUUGAGGACCCAUUCUAAGUUGGAGACUGGCUCUUGGUGACAAGAGUGGUUGUUGCAAGUAAGAUUUAAAAAAAAAAAAAAAAAGGAUAAAGGACAGUUAAAUCCAGUCAAAGGUGACUAUGGGUUUGCAAUACUCAUCUCGCUUCGGGCCAAGGGAGACGCCGUUUGUCCACAGACAGCUUUCUGGGUCAUGUGGCCAGCAUGACUAAACCACUUAUGGUGCAAUGGAAUACCAUGGCGGAAACCAGAGCGCACAGAAACGCCGUUUACCUUCCUGCUGCAGCAGUACCUAUUUAUCUACUUGCACUGGUGUGCUAUCAAACUGCUAGGUUGGCAGGAGCUGGGACAGAGCAACAGGCGCUCAUCCCGUCGCAGGGAUUCGAACCGCCGACCUUCCGAUUGGCAAACCCAAGAGGCUAAGUGGUUUAGACCACAGCAAGUACAGUGGAACCUCGGGUUGUGAAUGUGAUCCGUGUGGGAGACACGUUUGCAACCCGCAGCACCAUGUAUGCGCAUGCGCAAUACAUGAUUUGGUGCGCAUGCGCAAGUGCCGAAACCUGGAAGUAACCCGUUCCAGUACAGUGGUGCCUCGCAAGACGAAAAGAAUCCGUUCUGUGAGUCUCUUCGUCUAGCGGUUUUUUCGUCUUGCGAAGCAAGCCCAUUGAUGGAUUAGCGCUAUUAGCGGCUUUUAGCGGCUUAUCGGCUUAGCGGAUAAGCGGCUUAGCGGCUUAGAAAAAGGGGGGGAGGAAAAAAAACCCGCAGGAACUCGCAAGACAUUUUCGUCCUGCGAAGCAAGCCCAUAGGAGAUUCGUUUUGCGAAGCACCUCCAAAACGGAAAACUCUUUUGUCUAGCGAGUUUUCCGUCUUGCGAGGCAUUCGUCUUGCGGGGCACCACUGUACUUCCAGGUUCGGUGCGCCCGAAAACGAGCAACCCACAGCGAUCGCAACCCGAGGUAUGACUGUAACUGAAAGGAGAGGAGGAGUCAAAAGCUGCAGGUCUCUAGAGGCUCUGCAGUGCUGCCUCUCCCUUUGCUGUGUAGCCCAGCAAUAUGGAGUGGGUCCUGCUAUAUUGCAGCUGAGGGAGACUCCUGAUUGAGCUGGUCUUUCAGCAGAGCUGGAGAGAAAAUAUACUGUACUGCAACCUGAAGCAUUAACAAUUGAGCUGUAUUACAGGAUUAGUUGUAAACCAUUUGUAGCAUUGCACACGCAUGUAAGUGCAUGGGUAAUAACGGUGAAUUGCAUUGGAGGAUUGUUGUUAGCUACACAACCACAGCCCUCCUCAUUCUUCCUGAAACCUGUGAUAUGGCAAUAGUAGCUGUGUACUCUACUGCACACUUUUGUAUGUCUAAAACUAAAUGCAGCCCACCAAUUUUUUCACAUGAAAAAAAGACCUUAAAUCAUGAACUUCUGACUUUCUACCUUUAGGCUUAGGGAAGGUGGUGUACAUGUGUGUGUGUGUUCUUUCAAACUAAAUUUACAUUUUUUUUCCUCUUUCUGUAGGAAUCAUUUAUGAUGUGAUUGUAGAACCUCCCAGUGUUGGCUCAAUGACAGAUGAACAUGGACAUCAGAGGCCUGUGGCCUUCUUGGCUUACAGGUAGAAAAUAUACUUGAUACUAGCAAACUGUAUUUCUCUAAAGAUUACUAUGGAGUAUCUUGACAGUGAACUGCUGUUUACAUGGUGAGCUGGCUGUUAGAACAUUGUGAUCAAAGUUCAUUGUAGCUUUACCAAGCUACAAAAAUAAAUAGAAAUACUAGCAUCAUUUUAAAUGAAGUUGUUUAACUUAGUAGACAGUCCUCCUGCUCUCUGGAACAGAGUCUUAGCUGAACUAAGUUAAUAGUCAUUCAUAUGGUUUAAACUACUGUCAAGGAUGGAAACUAAUUGUCAGAGAAUACACACCAUGUGUAGCUACAAGGAGUUGUAGGGCCAUCCUAUUUGGGGACUAGGGAUCUAAAGCAACAAGAAGUAUCAUGGCAAAGGGAAAACCAGUAAUAAGUGCCUGACAUAUUCUGGAAAGAAAUCGGGCUCUGUGUGUGUUGAUAGUUAUAGCUGAAGGAAUAGCCAGACGUUUGAUGGGAUUGCUUCUCAGUAAAUUAUAGAGCUCGGGGUAUGGUAGCUAUCUGCACUGCUUUUGGGAACUUCUCAUCUUUGUUUAAUAGCAUCAAGUCUCUAAUGGUUUCAAAGAGGAAGCAGUUUUCCUGUAAUGUGACACUCAUCAUUUAUUUUAUUUUCUGCCCUCCACUGUAUCAUGAUGACUGUUUUUCUUGUGUGUGAGAGUAGAAUAUAUGCAUGCACCUAUGUUUGUGAAUUUUACACAAUGUGACAGGUUAGCCAGAUAAUCCGUAGCACUGCUGUUCAAACUAAAAUAUUUCCUUGUCUUGUAUGCAGAGUAAAUGGACAGUACAUUAUGGAAGGGCUCGCUUCCAGCUUCCUCUUCACAAUGGGAGGCCUUGGCUUUAUAAUAUUGGACCGUUCUAAUGCACCAAAUAUCCCAAAGCUGAACAGAUUUCUGCUGCUUUUUAUUGGAUUUGUCAGUGUCCUGUUGAGUUUCUUUAUGGCUAGAGUAUUCAUGAGGAUGAAAUUACCGUAAGUAAAUUGUUUCUCCUAUGAUUUUCUGACCUCCACUUUUAAUCUUUAUCACAAUCUAAAGAUGAAAUAAGUACUAAGGGGAAAAUAAAGGUAUUGCAAGGACUUUUCUCAUGUUUUUAAAACAUUGUUUGGAGCAGUGUGAAUUAUACCACAGGUUUUUUUCAAUAGACAAGCAAAUGUCCACUCUAGAGGAGUAAUCAUAAUAUUGAAAGAUGCCAGGCCAUGAAAUCAGAUUUUUUUUUUUUAAAAAACCUGACUACAGUGUCUGAGAUGAGGGAUUUAAUACUAUUUAUGAGGAAAGCUAUAUAAGUACUGUUGUAAAAAGCAUUUCACAAACACCUAAUAUUGUUUACAGUAAUCCUGCAAGGGAGAUCAGUUUUAUCCGCAGUUUGAGGGAGAUUGAGGCAGAGUCUUUGUGGCUAGCUUUAAAGUCCAGAAGGAAACCAAGAAUGAUUGAAGGAACAUUUAUCUAGGAAUAUACAACAAUUUAUUGUAUAUGUAGAUCAUGUCACUAACCAUGACUUCCAGCAAUGUAAACCUGAAGCAAGCACAUGAGAGUACAAUAAUUAGAUAUGACCCACAGAUGGUUUCCUACACAGAAGUAUCUGGUGUGUAGGGUGGCUUCCUAUACUUAUGUAGUGAUCCUUCUAUUUUAUAAAAGAUGCUCAUGUUAGUGUUUUAAGACCUAAAGCACUCCCACCCCAAAUAUCUGAAAGACUUCCUCCUUCCCUGUCCUGGGUGUUAAGAUCAGCAGAGGAGGCCCUUUUGGUAGCUCCACCCCUCUCAGAAACUCCAGGUGGUGAUGGCCCAGGAGAGGGCAAUCUCUGUGGCAGCCCCUAAGUUGUGAAAUGCCCUGUCCACUUCAUUAUACAGUUUUCAGUGAAUGCCUUUGACACCUGAAAUGUAUACUUUUAAGAACCCACCCUAUUUUUGGUGAUUGUAGCUUUUGCAAUUGUGAGUAAUCGCAACUGUUUUUAAUGUUGUAUUUUAAAUUGUUGUAACCCACCUGGGUGAAGAGCAAACAAUCAGUAAUAUAUUCCUCCCUCCCUGUUCAAAUCUUCCCUUUGUCCUCUAGGGGCUACUUAAUGGGUUAGUGCCUUAUUGUGGAGUGUCGCAAAGCAGAAAUCGGAUUUUCUUCUCUUCGUGAAGAGGAAUGAAUAGCAAAAAUUCCACAGCCCCAUCCCUCCUGUCCAGAGAGACAAGAAAAAGAGGACGAACUAAGGAAAGGGCUGCUUUCUCCUUUUCUUCUUGUAUAAAGAGAAACACUUGUUACAGGCAGUUAGUUUAUUAACAGAUUUGUGUCUAUUUUUAUGACUGUUAAAAAAUACUCAGAAGUGUUAACUAGGCCUAAGUGUAUUGAACCUUAAACGUAAAACCUUUGUCCUUCAAUCCUGUUCCUCUCCGCACCCCCAAGGCUUCAAGCCAAAAGUAAUACUUUUAUUCAUGUACCACCAUGGCUUGUUCUUGCUCCUUUUUAGAGAAUUCAUUUUGCAAAUGGGGUGGGGUUAGAGGAAUAUAAAUUGAUCAUUUUCAUAAUUGCAAAUUGACAGAAGUGUUUGUCAGUGAUUCAUGACUGCCAUAUACCACAUGUCCCUAAUACAGCAGUCUGCGAUGGCAGAAAAAAAAAGUUGUGCCUGCCUCUGGGUUAGGCAGUCCAAGCUGACAGAGCUUAUCACAUAUUGAGAAGCUGUGAGAUGUCGAAGAGUUGUAGGGUUGUGGAGGCUCCCAGUUGAGCUGCUGCUUCCUUAACCCCACCCUUGCCUAACAGGUGGUUGGUGUUGGAAAACAUUUUGCAUAGUGUGCAUGUGGGGCAGGGGCUGCUCUUGUGUAACUUUGGAUAUUGGGUACAGACUUCCACUUUCCACACCAGGCUCCUGCAGCAGAGUUCACCUGCUUUGCACAUAGGAGUAUCUUCUCAGUUGGGGUGUGUGUUCUAUCAGAGCAGUGUCUCGGGCAAUGUUUACUUUGAUACUCAUUCUAACGCAGCAAGAGAAUACAUGUGUGAAGGAAAAAUCCAUUAUUGUGUGAAUGUAGUUCUUCCUCUUCAUAAAAGAUAAGAAAGACAUAUUAAACAUCUUUUUCUACUAAAUUACUUUGUGUUUAAUACAGAGUUCAUAUAUUGGAGCAUUUUUGGCAUUCAGACUAAGUUGAUUACUGCUUCAUAACAUCUCUGCCUGGCGGCCAGUAUUAUUUUUGUUUUACAGAUGGGGAGAAUGACUUGUUCCUGGCCACAUAAUGAGUUUUCUGCUAAACCAUAGACUUCUUCCCUGAUGUUCCCGGGCCAAUUCCCUGGGAAUUUCCAAUGAGUGAUUCUGGGUCAUCUUUUCAUUUAUAGCCUAGGUCCAGUUUGUUCUAUUUACUCAAAUUUCUGUACUGCCCUUCAUCGUGGGAUGGUUUACAACAUGCACAUUAAAAAUAAAAUUCAGUUCACAACAUAAAAAUACAAAAUGAAAACACAAAAUACAUACUAAAACCAAACCAAUAAGUGCCCUUCUACAAACACAGUUAAAAAGCCAUAGAACAGUAAUCUGCAAAGCACCUGGUUAAAGAGAAACAUUUUUGCCUGGCGCCUCAAGGUAUGUAAUAAAGGUGCCAGGUGAGCCUUUUGUGAUGCUGCAUUAAAUUGUCUAUACUACCUACCUGUGCAUAAUCUUGAGGCCCAUUACUUGGAAAUACUCUUAUAGUGCAGUCAUUUGCAUCUCUGUUUAGAAGCAAGCCCUGCUGAAUUUAAUGGAGCAUGUUUUUUAAUAUGACUGCAGCUUUAAUCUUCUACAAGGUCAGGGCGGGUGGAAUCACACGAAGAGUUUUGGGUUGUGCCAUCAAUGUUUGAAUGGCUCUUUGCUGUUACAGUCUGGUCAUGUAGACGUGGAAUUUUUCACUUCAGGAGGCCCAAUAGCUUUAAUUUAUUCUGAGUUAUGAUACUACUGGGUAGUGUAAGACUUUGGUCCCAUCAAGCUUUGCUGUCUAUCCUCUUGUCCCCCAUUUUUUUAAUGAAAGUGACAGACCAUAGACUUAACAGUGCAUAUUUUAUUUUAUUUCUAUGCCGCCCUAUAUCCAAAGGUCUCAGGGCGGUUCACAUAAAGGAUCACAUACAU